Messenger RNA from Acanthochromis polyacanthus (spiny chromis), 11335 nucleotides. RefSeq names its product ubiquitin specific peptidase 19 (gene usp19). Gene Ontology annotation, biological process: protein deubiquitination. The transcript has 26 exons. The record is from RefSeq and is a predicted model, not a curated record. Bases 532 to 5208 code for a protein of 1558 amino acids. Gene Ontology annotation, molecular function: cysteine-type deubiquitinase activity. Lineage: Eukaryota; Metazoa; Chordata; Actinopteri; Pomacentridae.
AUCCAGGAAGUAGCCUAUCGGCGGACUCAUCCCAGGUUUGGCCGGGCAGCAGCAGCGGAGCAUUUUGUUCCAAACAAAGUAGGACUCUCCCUGCAGAGGCCGAAUGACCCCAAUGGACUGAACGGCUCUUCGUUUUUUUGUGUGUGUUUUCUCUGGUUUUCUAAAACAUCUAGUGUAAAGCUCGCAAAAAUGGCUCCCGGAUAGAGGACGGAAUAUUCUAGAAACACCGUGGACUGCGGGGUUUCGAGUGUGUCCAGGAGCGCAGCGGCCCGUGGCCGUGGAGGAGCUUAGCAGCUGGGUGAAGCAGAAGGAGUCGCCCGCUAUUGUGUGUUAAGACGGAUUUACCGCCGUAUUAAAGCCCCGUCCCCAUCCCUUACUUACUCGCCUUCCUGAUUCUGUUCUGGGGGAGUUCAGACCAGUAUCAUCGCCAAGAUAGCCGGGCCAGGCAGGAAGAGGCACACCUCAGAUCCAGACCCCAGCAGCGGUAGCGAUUCCGGCGACGGGCGGCCUGUUAGUGCCAAGUGCCUGAAGAUGGCCAGCAGCGGUGGAGGAGGCAGCAUGGCUGGUAGUGAUGCGGUGGGCCGUCGCGGCGGGGCUCAGCAGAGAGGAAGUGGCAGUCGAGAAAAUGGCUCCGACCAGCCCUCCAGUAAGAAGAAGCAGAAGGACAGAGCCAACCAGGAGAGUCGAGAGGCCAAAAGGGCGGCGGCGGCUGCUGCCGCCGCCGCCGUGGACGGAGUUAUAGCAGAGGUCAAGAAAGAUGUGUUCGUGGAUUGGAAGCAGAAUGUCAAUGAAGUGACGGUGAGGCUGCGCUGUGGGGAAGGAGUGCAGAGGAUAGAGGACAUCAGCACCACCUUCACCGACACACACUGCGAUGUGUCCUUCCCAGAUGGACGACAGUGGAGCUGCCAGUUGCAGGAGGAAAUUGAGGCCUCGUGUAGUCGAGUCCAGUACAAGGAAAAGGGUGGAUUCCUGCAUCUCAUCAUGCACAAGAAGAUUCCCUUUCACAUCUGGCCUUCUCUUAAGUCCAACAAGAAGGAGAAGGAGGCGGCACCCCCAGAGACCAAAAACGACUCGAAGCCCGUUGCCUUGGAAUCAUCUGAGAAACCCAAACUAUCCUCACCUCAGCCUCCAUCUUCACCGGCACACAGCACAGAGUCCAGACGCAGCGGUGGCAAAGCCGAGCGAGGCGUAAAGCGCUGCCUGAAGAACAAACCAGCGUCUGAUAAGACUGCUACGGACUCCGUCGGGGUGAAAACCGGAGACGCCUCAGCCGCCACCGCUGCCACCAGCAAGCCUGUUAACAUCAUGAGAGGUGAGCAGCAGCCUCAGGAACCCAGCGCCAAGCGUCCCAUCGUACGGCCGCCCAAGACCACCAAGGAGGCGGCAUCACCAGCCGACAGGGACGCCGCCUCUGUCAAGUCUACAGCAGCUAACGAUAAAGCGCCCGCUGGUCGGAGCCCUCAGACGCAACGCAGGGACGGAGACAACCGAGCAGAAAAAGGUCCAGGAGUAGCUGCUGCAGGCAACAGAACACAGCAGGAAGAGAAGCGAAACCAGUCUGCAGACACGUCUGGAGCUGCAGUCAGCGAUGCCCAGCCUGAAGCUCCCCUCAGCACCAGCGACUGCCUCAAACCCGUCGCCUUCAACAAGGAAGUGGACUCUGAUUCUCCCCAGAAACCGGGAGACCGAACGGACUCUGAGCCAGAGAAAAAGCCUGUUGAGCAGGAAUCGGAGCAGGAUACUCUGAUCCGCCAGCAGCCUGGAUCACUGGAGGCGGCACCGGCACCGGCCGCCAGCGUGGCUGAAAAACAAAACCAGUCAGCCGGUCUAACGCAGAACCAGAGCAGCUGCGACGAGGAGGAGAAACGGGACCAGUCAAAGGAAGAACCGCCGCUGGAGAUGAAGCAACAGGAAGCCCCAGAGCCGAUGGUGAACCUGCAGUUUGUCAAGAACGACUCGUACGAGAAGGGAACAGACCUGAUGGUGGUCAAUGUUUACUUGAAGGGCAUCUGCAGGGACACGGCCAGAGUCAUCUUCAGGGAACAAGACUUCACCCUCAUCUUUCAGACGAGUGAUGUGAACUUCCUGCGGCUCCAUUCGGACUGUGGACCAAACACAGUCUUCAAGUGGCAAGUCAAACUCAGGAACCUGAUCCAGCCUGAGCAGUGCAGCUACUCCUUCACCCCGUCCCGCCUGGACAUCACCCUGAAGAAGAGGCACAGUCAGCGCUGGGGAGGUCUGGAGGCUCCGGCCACACAAGGUGCAGUGGGUGGCGCCAAGGUCGCCGUGCCCUCCAGUCCCGCCUGCAUGGAGAAGAGUCAGCCGGGCAGCAGCCAGCACAGCCUUCCGGCCAAAGAGGAGCCUCCGAGGGUCGGGGAGGAGAAACCCAAGGCCCCCAAGGCUUCACCCAGAGUGGAGGACGGGGGUCUGGACACCGUGGCUCCUCGUACCGUCUCCGAGCAUGUCGCCAUCACCAAGCCAGAGCCCACUGUUACCGCGCCGAAACCUACCUGCAUGGUCCAGCCCAUGACCCACGCACCUCCCGCCAGCAACGAGCGUCACGAGGAAGAGGAGGAGAAGAAGGUGUGCCUGCCUGGUUUUACAGGAUUGGUCAACCUGGGCAACACCUGCUUCAUGAACAGCGUCAUCCAGUCCCUGUCCAACACCAGAGAACUCAGGGAUUACUUUCACGAUCGAGCAUUUGAGGCAGAGAUCAAUUGCAAUAAUCCACUGGGAACAGGAGGUAGACUCGCCAUCGGCUUUGCUGUGCUGCUCAGGGCCCUUUGGAAGGGAACGCAUCAUGCCUUCCAACCCUCCAAACUCAAGGCGAUCGUGGCCAGUAAAGCGAGUCAGUUUACAGGCUACGCCCAGCACGACGCCCAGGAGUUCAUGGCGUUCCUGCUGGACGGACUCCAUGAGGACUUGAACCGCAUUCAGAAUAAACCGUACACGGAGACGGUCGACUCCGACGGACGGCUGGAUGAAGUUGUGGCUGAGGAGGCCUGGCAGAGACACAAGAUGAGGAACGACUCCUUCAUAGUGGACCUCUUCCAAGGCCAGUUUAAAUCCAAGCUUGUUUGCCCCACAUGCUCCAAGGUGUCUAUCACCUUUGACCCCUUCCUCUACCUGCCCGUCCCGUUGCCCCAGAAACAAAAGGUGCUCUCAGUUUUCUACUUUGCAAAGGAACCUCAUAAAAAACCCAUCAAGUUUUUGGUGAGCGUGAGCAAGGAGAACUCCAGCACCGCUGAAGUCCUCGAGUCCAUCUCCAGGAGUGUGAGGGUCAAACCAGAGAACCUCAGACUGGCAGAGGUGGGAAAGAACCGCUUCCAGCGUAUGUUCCUGCCGUCCCAUUCCCUGGACACAGUGUCCUCCUCUGACAUGUUGUUCUGCUUUGAGGUGCUUUCCAAAGACCUGGCCAAAGAGAGAGUGGUCUUACUCAGAGUGCAGCAGAAACUCCAGGUUCCCAACAUCCCCAUCUCAAAAUGUGCCGCCUGCCUGAGGCCUCCAGUGUCUGAGGAGGACAAGCUGAAGAGGUGCACUCGGUGCUAUCGUGUGGGCUACUGCAAUCAAGUGUGUCAGAGGAACCACUGGCCCAAUCACAAGGGUCUUUGUCGGCCCAACACAGAGAACGUUGGUUUGCCUUUCCUGGUCAGCGUGCCGGAGUCUCGACUCUCCUACUCUCGCCUCAGCCAGCUGCUCGAGGGAUACUCCAGGUUUUCCGUCAACGUGUUCCAGCCUCCUUUCCAGUCAGGCAGGACGUCCCCUGAAACCCCCCAGUCCAGGGUUGACCUACCUCCGAUGCCGGCAGGUUCUCCAGAGUGUCCCGGGUCGGGCGAUGAGGCCGUGGGCGGCAGCAGUACCGCAGGGGGAAGCGAUCCGGAGAUGGAGAGCCCCUCUCAGCCGGCCGAAUCCCAGGCAGAGUGUGCUCAGGCCUCGGCAGUCCACUCCGGAGAGCCGGACUCGCUCUCCUCCUCCCAGGUGUCCAUCUCCACCACCAGGACUUCAGACUCAGGAUUCUCUGAGCCCAUCUCCUCCACUUCCUGCUGCUCUCUGGACCCUCAUGCUGAAAAGGAGACUUCCUGUGAGAAGGCAGUGCGACCUGAAGCUGCAGUAACGGGGUACCAACACCCCAGUGAAUCAGCGUCAGGCCACGCCAGCCAGUUCUACAUCGCCCUGCUGGACUCCAACAACAAGGAGCAACGGCUGGAUGAGAAGGAGGAUGCUCUGGCUGACCUCCCUGAAGAUGCAACGCUGGAGCUGGUGUGGAAAAACAACGAGCGUCUGAAGGAAUAUGUUCUGGUGAGCUCCAAAGAGCUGGAGUAUGAGGAGGAUCCCGGAUCUCUGAGUGAGACCGCCAGGGCCGGACACUUCACCCUGGAGCAGUGCCUCAACCUCUUCACCAAGCCAGAGGUCCUGGCACCAGAAGAGGCCUGGUACUGUCCAAAGUGCCAGCAGCACCGCGAAGCCUCCAAGCAACUGUUGCUGUGGCGUUUGCCCAAUGUUCUGAUCAUCCAGCUGAAACGCUUCUCCUUCAGGAGCUUCAUCUGGAGGGACAAGAUCAACGACAUGGUCGACUUCCCCGUCAGGAAUCUAGAUCUGAGUAAAUUCUGUAUCGGCCAGAAGGACGAAAUGCAGCAGCCUCCGAUCUAUGACUUGUACGCGGUCAUCAACCAUUAUGGAGGGAUGAUCGGAGGCCACUACACCGCCUACGCUCGCCUGCCGAGCGACAAGAACAGCCAGCGCAGUGACGUCGGCUGGCGUCUGUUUGACGACAGCACGGUGACGAUGGUGGAGGAGAGUCAGGUGGUUACCCGCUACGCCUACGUCCUGUUCUACCGCCGCCGAAACUCUCCGGUGGAGCGGCCGCCACGCUUCCUCCGACCGGUCGGAGCCGAGUCGCCCACCUCUGCAGGAGCUACAGCCAGCCAGGCCUCUCUAAUAUGGCGGGAACUGGAGGAGGAAGAGGAGGGUCCGGACAAGGGGCCCCGCGGACUGUUUCGCUCUGCGCUGCGAAGGCGACAGACGAACAGGGAUGAGGAAGACGAAGACAGAGCCGAAGGGCCGGUGCGACGGCACCGCGGGCAGAGGAUGUCGGACUAUCCCGACGACGACUGCGUUCGAUAUUUUGUCCUGGGGACUCUGACCGCCGUGCUCGCUCUCUUCGUCAAUCUGGUCUACCCUCUGCUUUACAAAACCAGCUGGACCUGAGCUGGGUGGUUGGUGACUCGCUGAGCUCAGACAUCAAUAAGUAACGAAUGUUCGGCUGUUUGAGGAAGAAGGUGCUGGAUGUAAACCAGAGACGAGGUACGAGGGUGCUAAACCUGGAAACAAGGGGCGAAACUUCCAUUUUGUAGCAGCUAUAAAGCCUCAUACUGUCCACAAAAACUCAAAUGUUGGAAACAAUCAAAGAAAAAAAGUAGAAGAAAGCUUGGAGCUAAUGUGUUACUGCUUCUGUCCACAGCAUCAGGUGACAGAAGCAGCCCAAUGAGGUUUUAAGCUGUUAACACAUGAACCUUAUUCAUCACCGAUGUGGGUCUUAUGGGGCCGAUACCAGUGGUGACUUUUAAUAAACAAGAACGGCCGAUAGUUGAUGUUUGGGGUCAACCAGACAAUUUCGUGUUUUCCAUGAAGACUCACAUUUUUAUUCAUGUGCUGACAUAAUUGCACAAAGGUUUUCUAAUCAUCAAUUAGACUUUGAUCAGUUUGUCUCCUGAUGUUCUUAUCCAUUUUCUUAAUAAUUCACUGUUUUAUAUCUUUUAUUUCUCAUUAAGGUCAGGAUCUUAAAUUGCUAAUUGUUUUCCAGACUUUGUUUCAGGUUAGUCUCCAUUCUUAAAUUUAUUAUUUAUUCAUUAUUGAAUUUCCCUUCGGGGAUUAAUAAAGUUAUUGUAUUGUAUUUUAACUUAGCCGCUAGCUGUUAGCGUAGCAUUAGCCACUGUGAGAGAAGCCAACUUCCUGGUUUCUUGUUCACACAUUUCUGAGACCACAGAGGGAUGACGGAGAGAGGAGGCUGAUCAUACCUGAAGUAUUUCAUUGAACAAUGAUCGGACAAUAACGGAUGACCCGAAAAAUGUUAAAUAUCGGCCACAAUAAUCCAUCAUGCUGAUGUUUGGUCUAUCCCUACUGGCAUGAACUCACCAGCUUUAAGCCAUUCAAACAUUCCGUCCUCCUAACGAUGAACUACUAUCUAGUGAACUGUGUAGGAAGCUCCUCUGCAAACUUUCCAACAACUUUAGUCUCAGCAACAUUAAUUUCAUCACGACUGUCGCUCAGUUAAAACAUAUCAGAUCGAUGGUGAAGCGACCGGCAUUUUUGUGAUAAAUUCUUAUUAUACUAAGCUUAUUUUCCAAAAUUAAUGAAUGAAAGUAACUUUUCCUUGUUUGUGUCGUGAUAUGUCGCUUGAUAAACUUAUCAAUGCUGAUUAUUGUUUUUAUUAUUUUCCUUGCACCAUUUCCAACGAAUACGUCUCAAUAAGUCCGCAACAGUUUCUAUAGCCCUUUACAAAAGCCCCACCAAAGUGCUUCACAGUAAAAAAAAAAAAAAAGCAGAAAAUAACUUACAAAAAUACAGUAACUUAAAACAGGACAAACAAUCGCAUUCGCACCUACGGGCAAAUUUAGAAUAAUCAAUUAACUCAGCAUAGUUUUGGACUGUGGGAGGAAACCCACACAUGUACAGGGAGAACAUGCAAAGUCCAUGCAGAAAGCCCCUGGGGAGGCCAGGACACGAACUGGGGAUCUUCUAGCUGCAAGGCGAGAAGUGCUAACCACCACUCCACUGUGCAGCCCAUAAAAUAUACAACAGAACAAUAAAAUACACAACAAUAAGACAGCACUAAAAUAUGCCAUCUAAAGAAAUAAAAGUAAUUAAAGCUGCAAGCAGCGAUGGACGGGUCCUCGCAUCCACGCUGGUCGUGAAUCCACGCACGUCCACCAGGUGGCGCUGUGACUGAGAGUGUAUGUCGGCCUCUGAAUCGCAUCUGGACCAGAGUCCAAUCAUACAUUUAAAAUUUCAGCCAGACUGUAGCAUGUUCAGAGCAGUUAUAGAGCAUUUCCUGUCUAUCCACCAGGUGGCGCUGUAACUCAGAGUGUAUUUCACACAGUGGAUGUGAUGAGGGUUGGACUCUGAUCACUCAUGAAAAGUUUCAGGCUGAUUUGAUCAUGUAGAGGCCAGUUAUACAGCAUUUACUGUCCCUCCAUCAGGUGGCGCUGCGACUGAGAGUGUCUGUUGGCCUGUAGAUGUGAUCAGGAUUGGAUUGUGAUCACACAUGGAAAGUUUGAGGCAGAUUGGAGCAUGCAGAGGAGAGUUAUACAGCAGUUGAUGUUUCAUGGCGAAGCAUCAAAACGCUGAUGGUCGCCAUGGCCACGCCAUUUGGCUUCUGGUUAAACUUUUGAUAACUUUUCCAAACCAAGUCCUGCUGUGUGGACUGACAAAAUUUCAGGUCUCCUGGAAUUAUCCCCUAGGAGGUAUUAACUCUCAAAAAUGAGAAAAAUCAUCAAAAAUCUCACAAUUAAUCCAAGAUGGCCGACUUCCUGUUGGGUUUAGGACAUGGCUCCAAGAGGCUUUUUUGUGCGUCCUGAUGUGCUCUAUAAGCCUCCCAAAUUUCAUGGAUGUAGGUGAAACGUGCUGGGGGGGCUGUUUGUUAAAAAUACUGUAGGGGGCGCUAUAGCAUGUGCAGUGCCGAGAUGCAUACAGUGUUGUUCCUUGGGUCAAUGGUGAUGUGUGUGGUAAUUUUUGUGAGCAUUGGAGUAUUCCUAACCUGUCAGAAAGGGCUUUGUUUUUCAUGGCGAUAUUUGGUUGCUACGGCAACAGCGUUACAUGAAAUGUCACACCCUUCACAGUGUGUGAUUGUCAAGAGGUGAAGACUCGACUGACCAAUUUCCAGCAUGAUAUCACCAAGUUUGGGGCCAUUGUACCUGAAAAUAUAAGGCCUUAAACUUACUAUUACCAACAGGUGGCGCUAUGACUUUUUCAAAAUUUAUGAGUGUGGAUGUGUUCAGACUGGACCUGGUAUCCAGCAUGUGAAGUCUGAGGCAGAUAGGAUGUUGUUCAACUGAGAUAUGAAUCGUUAAAUUUUCAUGGCGAAACAUCGAAAUUGGUUUGGCCGCCACAGACACGCCCUUUGAUGACAAGUCACCAUUUUCACUGGGAUGCAUCAUCAAUGUGUUUAGGCUGUUGUCACUGCAUUUGAAGUGAAUAUGAUCAACUGGGUAACAAUAGGGCAUGAAAGUGUAAAAGAUGUCUAUUUCCUGAAACCACAAGGUGGCGCUAUGACUGUCAAUGAAUGUCCCUAUGUGGAUGACAUCAGGACAGGACUGUCAUCAUACAUGUAAAGUUUCAGGCAGAUUGGAGCAUGUUGAGAAGAAUUAGACACCACUUCCUGUUUCAUGGCGAAGGAUCAGUUGUUUGAGGCUCCGCCAUGGCCACACCUUUUGGCUUCUGGUUGAGUUUUUGAUAACUUUUCAUCAGAAAGGUCUGGUGCAUGUACUGGCCAAAUUUCAGUUCUCUCAGACUUAUCCACUAGGAGCUAUAAAUUUUGACAAAUGUACAGCAAAUUCAAGAUGGCCGACUUCCUGUUGGGUUUAGGGUGUGGCUGUGAUUGACUUUUUGGUGUGUCCUGAUGUGGUGCAUAUGCCCACCAAAUAUUGUAGCUGUAAAUAAAACAUUGUGGAAGUUGGCCUAAUGACCACUGUUUCAAUUUUGCAGGUGGCGCUAUAGAGCCAUUUUUUCACACAUAUGCGCAACUCCCAUAAAAUAUCAAAUUUUUCGCCAGUCCUGAUGUGCACGCCAAAUUUCACGCGUUUUGGUUCAUGAUAAGGCCGCCAAAAAGGCAAGUCAUUUCCCGAGGAGCGAUUAAGUUUGAAAAAUUUACAGCAAAUUGAAGGUGGCCGACUUCCUGUUGGGUUUAGGGCGUGGCUGUAAUUGACUUUUUGGUGUGUCCAGAUGUUCUGCAUAUGCCCACCAAAUAUUGUAGCUGUACAUGAAACAUUGUGGCAGUUGGCCUAAUGACUACUUUUUCAAGUUUGCAGGUGGCGCUAUAGAGCCAUUUUGACACGCACAUGCGCAACUCCCAUAAAAUAUCAAAUUUUUCGCCAGUCCUGAUGUGCAUGCCAAAUUUCACGCGUUUUGGAGUAUGAUAAGGCCGCCAAAAAGCCAAUUUACUUUACGGGAGAAAAAAAAAAUAAAAUAAAAAUAAUAAUAAUAAUAAUAAACCCUAGGGUUUCAAUAGGGUCCUUGGCACCGCUGGUGCCUUGGACAGUCGGUGCCCUGGCACCGCCUGUCCUUCGCACCCUCGGUGCUCGGACCCUAAUAAUAAAAUAUCACCGUACUGCUCGGUAUUAAAAGCCAUUUUAACAAGAAGGUUUUGAUUGAAAAAGACCCUGAAAAUGAUCCCAAUGAUCCAGAAAUCUUUAACAAAUCCGUGGAUCCAGACCAUAAGCUACAUCACUGCCAAAAUCUAAUCACUUAGUCCUUGUGUCAUGUCUGACCUUCCCUGAAAAUGUCAUCCAAAUCUGUUGGUCUGCUUUUGAAUAAUGCUGUUAACAGACAGACCAACGCUGAUCAUCACAUUACUCUACAAGGAUAUUUUUCACAGAAAACACGCCUUAACACUACAAAAUACAUCACUAAUCUGUGGAGUUGAUCCUUGUUGGUCCUUCAAGUCGUCAGCCCUAAACACAAUGCAUGAUGGGAUGUAAUGUUGCUUCGUGACCAUUGGCUGUACAUUACUUGAUUCCAGUGUGUUGUGGGAUACUUUGAGUGACUCUAUAGGGUUUAACUGUUGUAACUGAACAUUCAAACAGCACUACAAACUGACACACUAUGUCGUGCAGCUGUAGAUUGUUUGGAACAUUUGAGUUUUUCUGGACACUGAAAUAAAGCUUCAGUUUACCUUUAUGCCCCUUAUUUCUGGGUAAAAACUUUAUGAAACACCCUCGUAUUUAGGUUUUGUUGUUCUCCAGCUCCUUCUGCACAACACCACGACUACUAAAAGUGUGUAACUUUACAAGGCUGAACCCUUUAAAAUCCAUGUAAUUUAUGUACUAUAUUUUCCAUGUGCUGUUUUACCUCUGGCUUCCUGUUUAUGUCCACAUUUCACCAAAUUUGUGAUAUUUCUUGUAAUAAUUCAGAUGAAUCACCGACACUGAAUACGUGCAAAACCGUGAAAGCUCAUUCUUGACCUGCAAGCAGCCGUUGAACUAAACGAAGAAGCCGGAGAUGUGGUUGAAAGCUUGGGACAGACGUCAUAAUUGGGGCCUUUUAUUUGAGGUUUUUGUUCAGUCAUCAACAAAAUGAUUAUAAGCAGAGAAUUCUGAUGAAAUAACUUUAAUUGCUAAAAAAAGCUUUUAUCUUCAGUGCGCUCUAAAGAUGAUGAGGAUUCCUGCAAAUCUAAGAUCAGCUCAGCUGUGAUUUGUUUUAAAUAUGGAGAAAAAACUUUUAUUUUGGUCUUUGCUGUUUUGGUCCAGCCACCAUUUUAUUUCUUAAAUGUCCUGUUUUAUUAAUCUGUGCUCUAUUUCACUGUCAUUAGUUCUUAUUUCUUGUAAUCUUUCCUCAUUGUUUUCACUGACAAUGUGUGUUUUUAGCUGUGUUUUUAUUCAACAUCUUUAAAGCCAUAUUCAAAGUGAGGAUUUUAGAUUCUCUGGAUUGUUUUUUUGUGUGUGAAAAAUGUGAAACCUACGAAAGCCAAGAAGCUUCCAUCCGCUUCUGAAUGUAAACCUGACAGUUAUGAAGCUCUUAAAUGUUCACUUUAAACCAUAUUUUCAUGCUGAAACCCUAAAGGUGAUUAAUUGCACUUCAGCAGCUUAAGAAUCUGGAUGUUUUCAUUCCGUUUUACUCUUCUGAGAGUCUGUCACACUUGUUUAGACUGAAAACUGUCCACAGAUUGUAUCAAUUCUCUGCGGUCGUGUAUUUAUGUGAUUGUGUUUUCGACUCUCAGGGAUUCCCGACGUUUGCCUUAAAGACUGUAUGCUUGAUUUAAGUCUAUGCAAUCGAGUUUAAAAUCCUCUACAGCUCAACGUACACGACUGUGGUGUUGAAUGUUGAGUUUAAAAGAACACAAGCUGUUUUUUAAACCUCUAAAAUCUGAUGUUUUCUUUGUUGAUUUGAUUGAAUUUCAAAGGAGGGAUAACCCUCUGUAGUCUGCUAUAUGAUGUUACCUGCAAAGAAUAAUCAUGUAUUUUGUGAGUUUGUAGAUACUGAUUUAUUGAAAGUACUGUAUUUAAAAAGAAAAUCAUAACCUAUUUGAAUUUUCCUCUGCAAUAAUGCCUCUAGAUACCUCCAUGUAAAUGCUGCUUUCUGCUACAUAAAGCAUCCUCCUUCUUCUGGGGAUUCACUUUUC